Molecule: messenger RNA, 2658 nt
Organism: Kuraishia capsulata CBS 1993
Lineage: Eukaryota; Fungi; Ascomycota; Pichiomycetes; Pichiales; Pichiaceae
Exons: 1
Coding region: 1-2658 (885 amino acids)
Biological process (GO): eisosome assembly
Source: RefSeq, a predicted model, not a curated record
AUGUCGAUAUCAUCGAAGUCAGCAUAUCAGGUCAACGGAAAACCCCUUUCGCAGGAGGCUCUGUACCGGGCCAAGCUCAAGUACGGAGUAUACGCCAAACCGGGCGUUACUACCGUUGGAGUCGACUCUUCAGCCUCAGAUACCGCUGCAUUGUUGGCCGCCAGUACUGAUUUGUCCAUCCACCCCUACAAACGUGAACUCAGCGCGGAUGCCGCCACCGCAGCGUUGGUUGCUAAGCAGGACUCAGCGCCUAAGGCCUGGAGACGUGAGUCGGUUGCCCCCGAGGCUGAAUACGCUGCCAUCAGCGCUAAAAGUCAGAAGUAUCCUUUCUUGGACUCUUCUUCUGUUGUUGACACCGAAGACUCGCAGGACGCUGCUUCAUCUGUGUUGAAACGCUCCACUAACUCGGUCGCACGUGAUGCGCUCCAGGACCUCUAUGAUUUUGACGAGAUUCGCUUUGGCACGGCUACCAUGUCCAACUCAGCCUCAACUCAUCGUCGCAUCUAUGACCACCGUUCUGGAAUCCAAACUUCUCACAAUGGCUACGAAGGAGGUAAGAACUAUGACAUUGGAAAGGUGUCCAAGAACGCCCAGUCGUCAGCCACUCGGACCAUGGACAAACGUUCCAACCCUCAAUUGGACUACCGUUCCGGGCUUGCAACGGCAAAUUCCUUCAACACUGCCAAUGGCAACGUGGAUAUCUCCAAGAUUACGUCUAACGCCCAGAAAUCUGCUACUCGUACCAUGACAUUGAGAUUGGAGGGAACCAGAACCGGCCCACAGUACGGAAUCCCAACUCCAGGCGAUUAUGCACACAACGAGUCCUUUGCCUCGGUUGGUGCGCUUGCCUCGCAGCAGUUUGAGUAUGCGCAGAAGGAGAAGGCCAGUGUUCCCAGAAACAGCCUGAUCGACACCAAGGUGCUUGCAAAGGCCAUGGCCAACGCAGAUGCCACUCUCGGCAGGAUUGAGAACUCCAUCACUGCAGACAACCUGUUUUCAUCCAAGGAGAUGAACAUCAAGGCCAUUCAGAUUGCGCAGGCCAACCUUGCCAAGCGCAAGACGGUAUCCAACAAGAUCAACCUUGGAGGCGGUCUUUUGCUUUCCCCAGAGGAACUGAAUAAGAUGGCUGAGUCCAUUGUUAAGCCAAUCAUGGUGGACAUUGAUGCCAAGGCCGAAGCGCAGCGCAAGGCUGAUUGGGCCAAGCACAACCAGCACGAGGAGCUCAAGAAGAAGCGGAUCGAGUACAAGGAGGAGCAGAAACGUCUGAAGAUCGAGGCCAAGCAGCGCAAAGAAGCUGAGAAACAGGCCCGUAAGGCUAAACUGCUUGCCGACAAGGAGGCCGAGAAACAGGCCCAAGUUGAGCUCACGAGGCAGAAGCAGCAGGAGCAUGACGAUAAGAAAAAGGAGCUUGCUGACCAGACCACCGCCGAGGAGGAAGCUCAGACGGCCAAACUGGCCGAGAGACAGGCUCUGCUCGACAAGAUCAAGAGCGAGCAGGACGAAAAGCUUGCUGAAAGAAACGGAAUCCUUUCUCAAUUGCAGUCUGAACACGACGAAGAUCUAGCUCCACAUCUUGAGGAGUUGGAGGUUGAGACAGGAAAACUGGAUGAGCUCGUUUCCAAGAGAAAGGCCGCCGAGUUGUUUGCUUCUGAGCAAGCCGAGCGUGCUGCCACUGCUAAGUCCUCCUACGAGACUACUUUGGCCAAGUUGGCUGAGGUGGAGGCCCAAAUCGCAGAGGUGGAGGAGAAGCUUGCUACUGCUAAGACUGACUCUGAGCGUGAGACCGCCGAGGCCGAGAAGGUCAAGGCACAGGCUGCCUUGGAUUUGGAGCAGAAGGAGCGCGAAGAGGCCGAAUUUAUCGAGAAGAGAACUGCUCAUCUUGGUGAGAUUGACCAGCUUGGUGAGGAACACUCUAAGGUGGUUGCAGAUCUCCAGGCCCAGAAGCAGGUUGCUCUUGACGAGGAGUCCCACAUCCAAUCGGUGCUCCCUGAACAUCUUCGUAAGGACGUGACGGAUACCGUUUCGGUUGAGUCUGAGAUCGACACCAAGCCAUUUGCGGAAUCCGAUAUCGAGGCCGAUUCCGAGGCCGAAGAUCAGUUCGAUGCAGACGAUGAGAUUCGCUUCGCCGAGAAGAAGCCUUCUGUUCCAAAGAAGACGUGGGCCGAUAUCAAGAAGCCUGAAAACUUUGAGGCUGGUAUGGACCCUUUGCUGAACAUUUCCACCAAUGAAAAGCCCCCAAUGACGGCAGUGGUCUCGGGCAACAUCCAGGACAUUUUGACACAGGCAAGAGCGGCGCCUCAGAAGGCAGCUGCUUCCGGAAAGACAGCCAAAUCUGCUGUUGCUGCAGGUGCCUCUCCAAAGAAGAGUGGUUUCAGAUCCAAGCUCAAGAGCAUCUUUUCCACGGACGCGAAGCCUGCUUCGCCUGUGAAGGCCCCAGUCAAGGCGGCGGCUAAGCCUGUUGCAAAGCCUGUUGCAAAGCCUGUUGCAAAGCCAGCAGAGGUUCCUAAGGAAGAGGAAGAGAAUGAAUUGGAACAGACCUUUAGCGGGUUCUCGCAAGGUUCUGAGGUUGAGGCACCCACCAAGGACGUGGCGAAGGAGGAAGAGGAGUAUGUUGUCGUUCCAAAGGAGGAGAAUGUUGAAGAGAAGGUUCAAGCCUAA